GUCUGCCCUAGUGGCGCGUGGUCCUCCGAGCCCCGGAACCGUCCCGGCUGCGCCUUCAGGAUGACCGAGUGGGAGGCCGCCGCGCCCGCCGUCGCCGAGACGCCCGACAUCAAGCUGUUCGGGAAGUGGAGCACCGACGACGUGCAGAUCAACGACAUUUCCCUGCAGGACUACAUCGCCGUCAAGGAGAAGUACGCCAAGUACCUGCCGCACAGCGCCGGCCGCUACGCCGCCAAGCGCUUCCGCAAGGCGCAGUGCCCGAUCGUGGAGCGGCUCACCAACUCCAUGAUGAUGCACGGCCGCAACAACGGCAAGAAGCUCAUGACGGUGCGCAUCGUCAAGCACGCCUUCGAGAUCAUCCACCUGCUCACGGGAGAGAACCCGCUGCAGGUCCUGGUGAACGCCAUCAUCAACAGCGGCCCCCGCGAGGACUCCACCCGCAUCGGCCGGGCGGGCACCGUGAGGCGGCAGGCCGUGGACGUCUCCCCGCUGCGCCGCGUGAAUCAGGCUAUCUGGCUGCUGUGCACCGGCGCCCGCGAGGCUGCCUUCAGGAACAUCAAGACCAUUGCCGAGUGCCUGGCGGACGAGCUCAUCAACGCGGCCAAGGGCUCUUCCAACUCGUACGCAAUCAAGAAGAAAGACGAGCUGGAGCGCGUGGCCAAGUCCAACCGCUGAUCCUCAGCCUGUGACCACAAUAAACCCGUCUGCCCUUGGCA
Messenger RNA from Erinaceus europaeus (western European hedgehog), 716 nucleotides. It is a transcript of the gene RPS5, whose product is annotated as ribosomal protein S5. Bases 61 to 675 code for a protein of 204 amino acids. Lineage: Eukaryota; Metazoa; Chordata; Mammalia; Eulipotyphla; Erinaceidae. The transcript is spliced from 6 exons. Gene Ontology annotation, biological process: translation; ribosomal small subunit assembly. Gene Ontology annotation, molecular function: rRNA binding; mRNA binding; structural constituent of ribosome. Gene Ontology annotation, cellular component: cytosolic small ribosomal subunit; ribosome. The record is from RefSeq and is a predicted model, not a curated record.